CUCUACAUUUUUUCUUUGUGCUUAUAUAUUUGGGAGGGGAAGUUUCUAGUGGCGUCGCCUAAAAUCUCUGAAGCAAUUUGGCAGUGAUUCUUAAUAGUUCAGUAUGUCAGAUUCUUGUUACAGGUCUUGUCAAUCAGAAUAAUUUGAAAGACUGUUGUUGUUCUUGUUGUUGUGAUGGAUAGAAACAGACCACCACAUCCGUUCCAGCAACAUGCCAUGGAACCUGGAUAUGUCAAUGACUCUGUCCCUCAAGGAUUUACGCCUGAUCAAACGGGUAUCACGAAUGCCAAUCUCCGACCUCAUCCUGCAGAUGUUAAGCCGGGGCUUCAUUACUCCAUACAAACAGGGGAGGAAUUUUCUCUGGAGUUUCUACGCGAUAGGGUGAUUUCUCAAAGGUCUGCAAAUCCCAUUUCAGCUGGAGAUAUGAAUUAUCCCACAGGUUAUAACGGGCACGCAGGGUCUGAAUUUGGUUCAGAUGUUUCGAGGAUGAGCAUGGUUGGAAAUGGCAUGAGGCAGUAUGAGAGAACAAACCCCACGGGUCACGAGUUUGGAAAUAAACUUGGGCAUAUCCAUUCAGCACCAGAAGCUUCAUUAUGUCAAGAUAGAAGUUUAGGAAAUUUUCAUGGAUAUGCAUCUUCUUCAGCCUCAGGUAGUUUAACAACAAAGGUUAAAGUCCUUUGUAGCUUUGGUGGGAAAAUACUUCCACGUCCAGGUGAUUCAAAGCUUAGAUAUGUUGGAGGUGAAACACACAUUAUUUCCAUAAGAAAGGACAUAUCUUGGCAGGAGCUCAGGCAAAAAGUUCUUGAAAUCUACUAUCGGACUCAUGUUGUCAAGUAUCAACUUCCUGGUGAAGAUCUUGACGCCUUGGUGUCUGUAUCAUGUGACGAAGAUCUACUGAAUAUGAUGGAGGAGUAUAAUGAAAUGGAAAACCGUGGGGGUUCGCAAAAGCUUAGAAUGUUUCUGUUCUCUGUGAGUGAUUUGGAUGGUGCUCUUCUGGGGGUUAACAAAAAUGAUGUUGACUCUGAGUUCCAGUAUGUUGUAGCUGUUAAUGACAUGGACCUUGGAUCAAGAAGCAACUCAACCCUUAAUGGAUUGGACAGCUCUUCUGCAAACAAUUUAGCUGAGCUGGAUGUCAGGAACACCGAGGGAAUCAAUGGUGUUGGCCCUUCGCAGUUAACAGGGGUAGAUUACCAACAAUCCUCUAUACAGUAUUCUGAGUCUGCUCCACCAACCUCCUUUGCUCAGUAUCCUCAAUCUAUUCCACAUAAUGCUGCAUUUCAGUUUCAGCAAGCUGUUCCCCCAAAUGCUACUCUUCAGUAUGCCCAGUCCAACCCACCAAGUUCGUCUAUCCACUAUCCUCAAUCUAUUCUACCAAAUUCCACUCUUCAGUAUCCACAAUCGAUCUCAUCCGGCUCGUAUGGAAUAUACCCACAAUAUUAUGGAGAAAGAGAGCAAUUUCCAAUGCAGCAUCAUGAUCCCAAUUCUUCUAAUUACUCUAUUCCCAUGCCUUUCCAAGGGCAGCCAUACCCUCACCCUGGCAUCACACAGCAAAACGCACCAGUUCAGGUAGAGGAGCCAAACAUAAAACCUGAGACGAAAGUUCGUGAUUAUGUUGAGCCUGAAAAUCGUCAAAUUCUGGCAAAUAAUCACCAGAAUCUUCCUCAAGCGGAUGAUACUGAGGUUAAGAAUCGGGAGGCAUCAGUUGCAACAACUGUACCCAGCCAGGAUGCUGCACAUAUGUUGCCCCCAAGAAGAGACACACGGCAGAACAAUCCUGUGAAGCCUUCUACCUACCGUGAUGCUGUUAUUACUGAGCAGGUUCCUCUAUCCGGUGAAGAUGAUCAGCUUUCAUCAUCAAGUGGUACCUGUGGUCUUGUUCAUACCGACUCUGAAUCGAAUCUAAUUGAUCUUGAUUAUCCAGAACCUUUACAGCCUACCCGGAGGGUAUAUCGUUCGGAGAGGAUUCCUCGUGAACAGUUGGAAAUGCUAAACCGCUUGUCAAAGUCUGAUGACUCACUUGGUUCUCAGUUCUUAAUGUCUCAUUCACAAGCUAGCACUGGACAGCAAGAACCAGCAAAAGAAGCAGCGGGUAAAUCACAUGAAGAUUCCCAUAUUGUUAAUGAUGUGGAAAACAUCUCUGGAAAAGUAGGGGCAUCAAAUGAAACCGUGGACAAAAUAACGGUCAAUGGUGGAGGUAUUGAGCCUGAAGCUCGUAACUUGAGCCAUGUAGACACAGAAAUGAGUCUCGAUAUCCCUGAAAAGCAAACUUCUUCAGGUGUUCUUAUUGAUAUCAAUGACCGGUUCCCUCAGGACUUCCUUUCUGAAAUAUUCGCAAAGGCACUCUCUGAUGAUAUGCCGCCAGGUGGCAAUCCAUAUCAGCAUGAUGGAGCUGGUGUUAGCUUGAAUGUAGAGAAUCAUGAUCCUAAAAAUUGGUCUUAUUUUCGGAAUCUGGCCGAGGAGCAGUUUAGCGAAAGGGAUGUUGCUUAUAUUGACCGAACCCCUGGCUUUCCAUCUGACAUGGAAGAUGGUGGAGAAAUCGCCAGAUUGCAUCAGGUUGCUCCGUUGACAGAAAACCGUGUGGAUCCUCAGAUGAAUGUCACAGAGAGUGAGGAAUUUGGUGCUAUGGUUGAGAACUUAAGGACCUCAGACUGUGAACAUGAGGAUGAAAAGACAGAAACAAGGAACGCUGGACUUCCCCCAGUUGGCCCGUCUCUGGCAGAUUACGACACGAGUGGCUUGCAGAUCAUUAUGAAUGACGAUCUCGAGGAGCUAAAGGAGCUUGGUUCUGGCACAUUCGGUACAGUGUAUCAUGGGAAAUGGAGAGGAUCAGAUGUUGCCAUCAAAAGGAUAAAGAAGAGUUGCUUUGCUGGCCGAUCAUCUGAGCAAGAAAGAUUAACUGGUGAAUUCUGGGGAGAAGCUGAAAUUCUUUCAAAGCUUCAUCAUCCAAAUGUGGUUGCAUUUUAUGGUGUUGUAAAAGAUGGCCCUGGCGCAACAUUGGCUACUGUAACAGAGUACAUGGUUGAUGGUUCUCUGAGACAUGUUCUACUUAGGAAAGAUAGACACCUGGAUCGUCGCAAGAGACUAAUCAUUGCCAUGGAUGCUGCCUUUGGAAUGGAAUAUUUGCACGCCAAAAACAUUGUUCACUUCGAUUUGAAAUGUGACAAUUUACUUGUGAACCUCAAAGAUCCUUCUCGCCCAAUCUGCAAGGUUGGUGAUUUCGGUUUGUCAAAAAUUAAACGAAAUACAUUGGUAUCUGGUGGUGUACGCGGAACCCUACCAUGGAUGGCACCAGAGCUUCUCAAUGGUAGCAGCAGCAAAGUUUCAGAGAAGGUCGACGUCUUCUCUUUCGGUAUAGUCUUGUGGGAGAUUCUAACCGGGGAGGAACCAUAUGCUAAUAUGCACUACGGGGCUAUAAUAGGUGGGAUAGUGAACAACACACUGAGGCCGACCAUACCGAGCUACUGUGACUCGGACUGGCGAAUAUUAAUGGAGGAGUGUUGGGCGCCUAACCCAACAGCACGGCCAUCCUUCACGGAGAUAGCUGGUCGGUUACGUGUUAUGUCAACUGCAGCUACUUCGAACCAAUCCAAACCACCAGCCCACAAGGCUUCAAAGUGAAACAGAGUCGAGAUUUUAUAGGUUUCUCUUUACUCUUUCCAAGUGUUUUUGGGUCAGGAGGGAGAUAUUUGUU
This is a messenger RNA of Arabidopsis arenosa, 3691 nucleotides long. The record is from the annotation of a GenBank genome assembly. NCBI's taxonomy places the organism in Eukaryota, Viridiplantae, Streptophyta, Magnoliopsida, Brassicales, Brassicaceae.